Messenger RNA from Vigna unguiculata (cowpea), 642 nucleotides. RefSeq names its product topless-related protein 1-like. The record is from RefSeq and is a predicted model, not a curated record. NCBI's taxonomy places the organism in Eukaryota, Viridiplantae, Streptophyta, Magnoliopsida, Fabales, Fabaceae. Gene Ontology annotation, molecular function: protein binding. Gene Ontology annotation, biological process: regulation of DNA-templated transcription.
AUGUCUUUUGACCUCAACAGAGACCUUGCUCUAUUGGUCUUAAAGUACUUUCAUGACCAAAAUUUUAAGGAAGCAGCACUCACGCUUGGUUGUGAAAGUGGGUUGUUCUUUGACAUGAAGUAUUUUGAGGAGAUGGUGCUUAAGGGCAAGUGGGAUGAGGCUGAGAACUAUCUUUUAGGGUUCACAAAAGUCAAAGACAACGACUACUCAAUCAAAAUAUACUUUGAAAUGAGGAAACAGAAAUACUUUGAGGCAUUGGACAAUAACGAUCGUUACAAGGCCUUAGACAUCCUCUUGAAGGAUCUCAAAAUCUUUGCACAUGGGAAUGAAAAGUUGAUCAAAGACCUUUGUCACCUUUUGGUAGUUGAUAAUAUAAGGGAAAUUAAACCAACAUAUCGAGAUGCAAUUUCUGCGAGGAUGAAUCUGAUAUAUGAAAUUAAGAAAAUUAUAAUUCAGCAUCCUCUUUUAGCUGGUAAGCUAAAACUUCCAGACAUGGAAAUUCACAGACUACGCCAUCUUCUCAAUCAAAGCUUAAACUGGCAGAAGCAUCAAAGGCCUGAUCAAGAACCUGACCUUUUAAGGGAUCAUGACAGUAAUUCCAAACCUUCUGCAUCUGCUUUAACAAAUUCAGGUGCACCGUAG